Messenger RNA from Hansenula ciferrii, 1836 nucleotides. RefSeq lists its product as uncharacterized. The transcript has a single exon. The record is from RefSeq and is a predicted model, not a curated record. Lineage: Eukaryota; Fungi; Ascomycota; Saccharomycetes; Phaffomycetales; Wickerhamomycetaceae. Gene Ontology annotation, biological process: RNA processing. Gene Ontology annotation, molecular function: ribonuclease III activity. Bases 1 to 1836 code for a protein of 611 amino acids.
AUGACUGAUUACGAACAAUACCAAGACUAUAAUUAUCAUCAAUACCCUGUUGAUGAAAAAGUUCAAUUUGAAGAUGAUGUUAAACAAGAAGAAUUUGAUGAAAGUAUUACAAGUGAUGAAGAGAUCAAGAAAGAAGAAUCACCAUUUGUGAAAGAUGGUGAUAUUUACAAGUAUAUUAUUCAAGUGAUGAAAGCUAGAGAGAUGGAGAUCCAAGAGAGAUAUACGGAUGAAUAUAUUAAUUCAAUUGGGUUUGAUACUAGUUUAUUGGUUUCUGCUGUUAAUAUUAUUUCUGAUGCGCCAACUUCAAAUCAAUUAAAAGAAAUUAUUCAAGAGACUAAUGAUCAAAAAUUAUUAUAUCAAUUACAGAAUCCUGAUGUUGAAUUAGGGAUUCAUUUAAGGGAUCAAUCUGAAAAUGCUGAUUUUGAUUUAUUUGAGAAAAUUUUAAAUUAUAAGAAAAAAGAAGGUAUUGAUUUGAAAGAUCAUGAUAAGAUUGUGAAUUUUUUAAAAGAAAGUGAAUAUUGGUUACCACCUAUAAUUGAAAUUGAUGAUGAUGAUUUAUUAAAACAAAUUCAAUCAAAUACAGAUUUAGAGACUUUAGCUUAUAUGGGUGAAUCUUUUUAUAAUAAAAUUGUUAAUGAAUAUCUUAUACAAAGAUUUGAUGAUAGAAAUUUAAAACUGCUGAGUUAUCAUACAAAUAAUAAGAAAAUUUUCAAAGAGUGGGCGCUGAAUUAUAAUUUAAUAGUUGAUGGUUCUUAUAGUGCAGAUCAAGUUUUUUUAGCAUAUUUAGGUGGAUUAGUUUCAUUAAUUCCAUUUAAUGAUAAGAAUUAUGAAUUGAAUUUGAAAACUUGGAUAACCAUAUUAAUUGAACCUUUAUUAUCACAAUUUGAAAGUUCAGAUCCAUUAAAAUUUAAUGCAAUUGAAGAUUUAAAACUUAUUUUAAAUGGUGAUUUGAAAUUUGAACUUUUAUUUAAAAGUAAUCAUCAUCAUCCACAAUAUUUAGUUUGUAUAAAAGCUGGUGAUCAUCCAUUGGCGGGUAGUACAAGAAGUGCAAGUGCUAAAUUUGAUGCAGAGACAAAAGCAUCUUCAGCAGUUUUAUAUAAUCCAGUUUUAAAACAAUUAGCUAUUGAUUUGAGUGAACAAGCAAAAAGAUCAAAAGAACAUUCACCAUCACCAUUUACAACAAAUCCUGGAUCAAAUUCACAUUCACAUUCACAUUCAAAUUCACAUUCAAAUCCAUCACCUGCACAAGCACAUCAAUCUCAAUUUCCAACAACAACACAACCAAUACCAGGACAAACUUCACAUCCACAUACUCCAAUCGCAGGAGGAUUUGCAAGAACUCAACCACAACCUCAACCUCAACAAACUAUUCCACAACCACAUGCACCACAACCUCUACCAUCUCAACAACAACAAUUUUCUGCAGUUAAUGGUGGAGGUGGACCAAUUAUAAAUCAAGUCCAAAAAGCUUCAAAUCCAUAUCCAGAAAAUCCAACAGCGGUUUUCCCACAAGCUGUUAUUAAUGAAGAAUAUCAAAGAUUACAAUUAGAAGCCGAAGCAAACAUUUUAGAAGCACCAAUUGUAGAAGAUGAAUUAAAGAUUGAUACAUCAUCAAAAGAAAAAUUAAAUCAAAUGUUAAUCAAGAAAAGAAUCGGUACUGCUGAAUAUAAAACUGCUAAAUUAAAUAAUUCAGAUGUUCAAGUGACUUGUUAUAUUGAAAAUCAUCCAAUUGCUAAAGCUACUUCAACUAAUAAAAAAAGAGCUGGUCAUAUUGUUGCUCAAUAUAUUAUGAAUUAUCAUGAAUUUUUCUUGGAUAGAUUUAAAGGAAGAGUUUGA